Molecule: messenger RNA, 742 nt
Organism: Exophiala mesophila
Lineage: Eukaryota; Fungi; Ascomycota; Eurotiomycetes; Chaetothyriales; Herpotrichiellaceae
Exons: 3
Coding region: 191-505 (104 amino acids)
Cellular component (GO): membrane
Source: RefSeq, a predicted model, not a curated record
CCGCAGUCUGGCAGGCACAGGAUGGUGUCAUCCAGUCGUACUUGCGGUAUUAUUAUUAUUACUACUAGGUACCUACUUUUACUGCGUCGGACAACUUGAAUGCCGCCAAAAAAGUACCACUACUGAACACCAGACCGAGCAAUUCCAUCACCGUACUGAUAUCUUCCAAGACCAACCACCUUUGUCCAGUAUGGCCAACGAAACACCCGCCUACAUUUUGGCCGCACUCACGUCGAUCGGUGGAGUGACAGGUUAUGUGCGGACAGGAUCAAUCCCCAGCAUUGCCGCUGGAUUGACUGUCGGAGCUUUGUAUGGCCUCGGAGGCCUCCGCAUCUCUAAGAAACAACCCUACGGCGUCGAGCUCGCCCUGCUUGCCUCGAUUGUGCUCGCCGGCAGCAGUAUUCCUCGCGCCAUCAAGACCGGCAAGCCAUUGCCUGCAGGACUUGGUGUCCUCGCCGUCACGGGCUUGGUCAUCUAUGGCCGUGCUUUCCUAGCGAAGCAGUAGUAGCGUAUCAAUCAAUGCGCCAAAAAGGAGUUGGAAAAGAAAGGCAUUGUAUUCUAAUCCAUACACUUCAUUACUUCCUUUGGCCUAUGCUAUGCGAUGUAGCCUUGGGGAAUCACUUUUUGUCCGUGAGCAUCGUUCAAAUCGCCUCUCAAGAAAAUAACUCAUGUAUCCGUUGCGCCUGUCGCUUCGCCGCCGGUCUCAGUCUGGGCCGUGGUAUUCAGAGUUUCAUUCUCUCCC